AUGCUGCUCUACGUUUUUAUCAUCGCUUUGGCUUUGCUUGUCGCCUGGUUACACAAGCUAAAUCGGGAUUAUUGUGUAAUGGCAUUUUUCGCCAAACGCUUAAAGACCGUCGAUGGUACGCCGCUGGAGCGUGUCGUGCCACAAGCGAAGGCGGAGACGAUAUUCGGCAACGUUUUCGAUUAUUUUGGCGCUAAUAAUGUUGCACUCUUUGACAGCUGCCGCAUUUCCGCUGCCAAUUUAAAAAAGAGUUACGUGGAAUAUGCUUUAUUUACGACCUUUUACAAUGUUAUAACCGCCGAAGAUGCUGAACUGUUGCUGAAUGACAAGAACUUACUUACCAAAGGUAUUGCAUACUAUUUUUUGGAGCCGUUUUUGCAGACGGGUUUGCUAACAUCAGGAGGUAAAAAGUGGUAUACACGCAGAAAAAUGUUAACACCGGCUUUCCACUUCAACAUACUCGGCCAAUUUGAAGACGUUUUCAAGGAGGAGAGUCAGAAAUUCGUGGAUCAAUGUAAAAACUUAGACAAAAGUUCAAUAACUCUGAAUGAGAUCAUACCGAAAUUUACAUUAAACAGCGUUUGCGAUGCUGCACUGGGUGUUAAAUUGGAUGAGCAACUGGAUGAUCAGCAAUAUCGCGAGAGUUUCAAAAUGAUCGAAGAAGCGUUUAUUGCGCGCAUUAGCAAUCCAUUUUAUAUGAUCGAUGCCAUAUAUAAUGUAUUUAUGGCACCAAAAAUGGAAAAGCAUUUGCGAACAGUGCACGAGUUUUCCAGCAACAUCAUACACAAGCGUCGCCAACUUUUCGCCGCAAAGUUGGAACAUAGUCCCACAGGGCAGGAAAAGGAAGACAACUUUGCCAAGAAGAAACGCUACUCCAUGCUGGACACUCUCUUGCAUGCCGAACGUGAUGGUUUGAUAGAUCAUGCGGGCAUAUGUGAAGAGGUCGAUACAUUUAUGUUUGAAGGCUUUGACACCACAUCGAUGGCGCUCAUAUUUACCUUGAUGAAUCUAUCGUUGUACCAGGAGAUGCAGGAACAAUGUUAUCAGGAGAUUUUGGAAUGCGUUGAAGAUGAUCUGCAAAAGCUGGAUGUAAAUGUGCUGGGUAAACUCAAGUAUCUGGAAUGUUUUAUCAAAGAGACUCUACGUCUAUAUCCCUCUGUGCCGGGUAUAAUGCGUAAAGUGAUGCAGGAUACGAGUCUUGCCAAUAAUGUCUUUCUACCUGCGGGCACGGAAAUAUCAAUACAUAUCUUCGAUAUACAACGUGAUCCCAGAUAUUUUCCCGAACCAAAUAAAUUUGAUCCCAGUCGUUUUACACCUGAAAAUUCUGAAGGUAGGCAUCCUUAUGCUUACAUACCUUUCAGCGCUGCUCAGAGAAAUUGCAUUGGCCAAAAAUUUGCUAUGUUGGAGAUGAAAACUCUGCUGGUCUACAUAUUGAAGGAUUUCCGUAUUUUACCUCUCAUGGACCCCAAAGAUUUGCAAUUUGAGUCUGGCAUUAUCUUGAGAACGCCUAAUGCGAUUAAAAUUAAAUUGCAGGAGAGAAUUUGAGGAAGUUAAAUUUAAAGUUAAAUACAUUAAUAUUCAUUGAGUUGCUUGGAAAAUGAUCAUUCAAAUCAGAGUAUAUAUAUAUAUAUGUAAGUUCCGCUAGAUGGGGCUAGAAAGAUGAUAUUUCGUACUAAAAAAGUUUU
Messenger RNA from Ceratitis capitata (Mediterranean fruit fly), 1682 nucleotides. RefSeq names its product cytochrome P450 4p1. The transcript has 8 exons. Lineage: Eukaryota; Metazoa; Arthropoda; Insecta; Diptera; Tephritidae. Bases 1 to 1542 code for a protein of 513 amino acids. Gene Ontology annotation, molecular function: iron ion binding; oxidoreductase activity, acting on paired donors, with incorporation or reduction of molecular oxygen; monooxygenase activity. The record is from RefSeq and is a predicted model, not a curated record.